Molecule: messenger RNA, 1342 nt
Organism: Myiozetetes cayanensis
Lineage: Eukaryota; Metazoa; Chordata; Aves; Passeriformes; Tyrannidae
Gene: ATP6V1F
Product: ATPase H+ transporting V1 subunit F
Exons: 2
Coding region: 136-495 (119 amino acids)
Biological process (GO): proton transmembrane transport
Cellular component (GO): membrane; proton-transporting V-type ATPase, V1 domain
Molecular function (GO): proton-transporting ATPase activity, rotational mechanism
Source: RefSeq, a predicted model, not a curated record
GGACCCGGAAGCGGCGGCGGCGGCUCCCGGCGGGUUCCGGUCGCUCCCGGUCGGUCCAGAUCCCGCUCCUGCUCCCGGCGGCGGCUGCCGGAGGGUCCCGAUCCCGGCGGGCCCCGGUCCCGGCGCGGCACGGGCAUGGCGGGCCGCGGGAAGCUGAUCGCCGUGAUGGGCGAUGAGGACACGGUGACCGGGUUCCUGCUGGGCGGCAUCGGCGAGCUGGACAAGCACCGGCGGCCCAACUUCCUGGUGGUGGAGAAGGAGACGAGCCUGGCCGAGAUCGAGGAAACCUUUCGGGGUUUCCUGGCGCGGGAGGACGUGGGGAUGAUCCUGAUCUCGCAAGCGCUGGCGGAGCAGAUCCGGCCGGCGGUCGCAGCCCACGCCCGGGCCCUGCCCGCGGUGCUCGAGAUCCCCUCCAAGGACCACCCGUACGACCCGGCCCGGGACUCGGUGCUGCGCCGCGCCCGCGGGCUCUUCGCUCCCGAUGAGCUGCGAUAGAGGCCCCGGGCACCCCCGGACCUUCAAAUCCCCCCGUGCCCCACCUAGGAACCUCCAGCCUCCCCCAGGACCCCAGAAACCCUCCCUGGUACCUCUAAAUGCCACAGGAGCCCUCCCGAACAUCCCUUGGACAGCAAAAACCACCAACAGUCCCCCUGGUACUCCCUCGGUAUCCCCAAACCACCUCAGCCACCCCAAACUGCCCCUCUGUGCUGCGCUCGUGGCCUCCUCGUGCCCGACCACCUGUGGCACCUCCCCAGCCCCCUCAGCCUCUUCACACCCAACAGACCCCACCUGGUGCCCCAGAACAGCCCCUGGCAUCCCACGGGGUCUCCAGCACAGGGAAAUCCUCCUGGGAGUUCCUGGCAGUUCCCACAUCUGAUGGUCCCCACCCCACUGGGUCCCCAGCCCACCCCAGGGUGCUGCCUGGGGGUCAUACGGGGUGCCUGUGGGUGCUGUGAGGUGCCUGAGGGUGUCCCACAGGUCUGGGGGGUGACAGAGAGACCCUGGUGUGUCCCUGAGGGGGCCCCACGGGUGCCCCGUGACCGUGUCUCAGCUGCGUCCCGUGACAGGGAAGUGCCACCACCGGAUCCCGCCGGAUCCCGCCUGCGGGCAGGGAGGGACAGCAGGGAGGGGGGGCCAGGGACACCCCAAGGACACCAGGAGUUGUCACUGUGACCUUGUUGCCAUCCCCACAGCCCUCCCUCAGCCCCCCUGCCCUGGUAGCACCCUGGGGUGGGGGGGUGUCUGGUAUUUAUUGCCCUCCCCCUGUAACCAAGUGACGUUUGUGUCCCCCCCAUGUGUGUGUCUUCUCAGUGUCCCCAACAUGUGCUGACACCACUCAUCA